Manacus vitellinus (golden-collared manakin) is the source of this 1066-nucleotide messenger RNA. RefSeq names its product glutathione S-transferase-like. The coding region runs from base 120 to 785 and encodes 221 amino acids. Gene Ontology annotation, molecular function: glutathione transferase activity. The transcript is spliced from 7 exons. Lineage: Eukaryota; Metazoa; Chordata; Aves; Passeriformes; Pipridae. The record is from RefSeq and is a predicted model, not a curated record. Gene Ontology annotation, biological process: glutathione metabolic process; xenobiotic metabolic process.
CUCUUGCUAUUCUCUUUGUGGGAGGGGCUACAGAUCUAUAUAAUCUCCAGGCAGAACUACUGAGAGCUUAGAGUGAGUUAUAGUGUGCACAAGGAAGAAACUAUCAGGCACGUGGAAACAUGUCUGGGAAACCCAAGCUGCACUACUUCAAUGGACGAGGCCGAAUGGAACCAAUCCGGUGGCUGCUGGCAGCAGCCGGGGUUGAGUUUGAAGAAUCUUUUGUGGAAAAAAAGGAUGAUCUGACAAAGCUACAGAAGGAUGGAUCCCUGCUCUUUCAGCAAGUGCCAAUGGUGGAGAUUGAUGGCAUGAAGAUGGUGCAGACCAGAGCCAUUGCCAAUUACAUAGCAACGAAGUACAACCUCUACGGGAAGGACCUGAAGGAGAGAGCCCUAAUUGAUAUGUAUGUGGAAGGAAUAUUCGAUCUGAAUGAGUUAUUCAUGAACUAUGAAAUCCAACCAGCAGAUAAGAAGGAGCAACAUUUUGCUAAUAUGAUGGACAAGGCCACAAACAGAUACUUCCCAGCCUUUGAGAAGGUUUUGAAAGACCAUGGACAAGACUUUCUUGUUGGCAACCAGUUAAGCAGGGCAGAUGUGCAGUUACUUGAAAUCAUUUUAAUGGCAGAAGAGUGCAAACCUGAUAUCCUUGCCAAAUUUCCUCUCUUGCAGAGUUUUAAAGCAAGAAUAAGCAAUAUCCCCACAAUAAAGAAAUACCUGCAGCCUGGCAGCCAGAGGAAACCACCAAUACAACCAGAAGAGGUGCCCAAAGUGAUAGCAAUUUUCCACUGAGCAGCAGCCUAAAGCCACAGAAACUCUCAUUUCAUUAUGUUUGCUGAUUGUGGCAAAGAGAAAUGAAUGAAAACAGUGAAAAGGUUUUUGAUCUCUCUUUCCUUAGCUACAGCACUGGUUUGAGACUACUGUCAACACUUCCUAGGGAAAUCUAUACAAGCAUACCAGAAAGAGUGCACUGAUGGAAGAGUGCACUGAUUAGGGAGUGUACUGGACAACACAAGAUAUCUUAACUGACUAAAGAGAAUACCUGAAAUAAAGUCUUACUAUUGACACUCAAA